Messenger RNA from Teleopsis dalmanni, 6013 nucleotides. RefSeq names its product extracellular sulfatase SULF-1 homolog (gene Sulf1). The record is from RefSeq and is a predicted model, not a curated record. The transcript has 16 exons. Lineage: Eukaryota; Metazoa; Arthropoda; Insecta; Diptera; Diopsidae. Bases 803 to 5707 code for a protein of 1634 amino acids. Gene Ontology annotation, molecular function: N-acetylglucosamine-6-sulfatase activity; glycosaminoglycan binding.
AUAAAAGUUACAUGUUUCGACAGAUAAUCCAAUAUUGCAUAAAAGUGUUAAAAAAUCAUUGAUAGAAAUAGUGAAGUGAUUUAUAUUGGGAAGCGUGAAGUGUGAAAAAUAAUUAAUAUUUCAUUACAAAAAAAUACAAAUACAAAUAUAAAUAUAAAUAUAAAUUAAAUAAUAUACAUAAAUGCGUCUGUUAUCAGUUCUGUAAGCUGGAAAAAAUAAAGUAUAAAAUCUAAUACUACCAACAUAGCAGCUUACUUACAAGAUUCAUAAGCUGAUAAACUGCUAUUCUGGCUGAAAAGGUGCAGUAAAGCAAACAAUUUUGAUUGUAAGAACGUGUUUUUUUAAACUGAUUUGGUUAAGCACAAAUUGUUAAAUACAAUUUAAAAAAGGAGAGUAGUGGGAAAACUAAGGAAUAAAAGAUUAUUUUUAGCGUCUAGUAAAUUUUGCUGUUGAUGCUGAUCUAUAAUCUUUGGUUGAUUCUUAGUGUUGAAGUACCGAAAGCAAACAGCAGGGCUUAACAUACCAACAUACCAGCGUAGAGAAUGCUGCUAUUAAGAUUACGAUUUGAUUAAAAUUUAUUUUGCCAUGUGCUUAGUCAGCAUGACGUAACCAAUAAUACACUACACUUGACCAUAAUUUUGGAUAAUAUCCAAAAUAAGCGAAAACGAAACAACGUAAGAACAGUAGCAUCACUAGCAGCAGCCGGAGGGAGAGGCACUCAAAUCUAUAUUGCUCCAAUGGAACUGUGAUAGAAAUUAUAUAUUUAAAUUAGUGAAAUUAUUUUGCAACGUAUUAAAUAAAAAUGUUAGCAGAUAAGAUGCAACAAAUUCUUUUAAUUGCUUGCAUAUCCAUUGCAUUUAUGCUCAAUUUAUUGCUGAGCACAGCAGCGGCCAAAGAUAAUCUACCAACAAUUAUAAGUAGCACACACGAUGUUUUGCCACAUCAUAGUCGCCAUCAGCAUCAGCAUCAGCAUCACCAUGAACGUCAACUGCGACAUAGCAAAGAGAAACGUGCUGAGCGACGUGCAAAUGCACAAUCGCAGCGCAUACAAAUCAGCGACUUAUCGCAGCCACCAGUGUCAAUAAGUGAUGUCCAACAUCAAAAUAAAACAAAAAAACAUCAAGAACAGCAAAAGCAGCAAAAACAACAACAACAAAACAAACAACCGAAGCGCCAACGUCAACAGCACCAUAUACCACUACCGCAAGAUACACCACAGCAACAUCAUCAGCACCAUCCACAGAACCAUCAGUCACAACAUCAAAAUCAGCAUCAACAUCAACGUACUUUUGCAGCAUCCGCUAGAACAUCACAAGGCGCUAGCAACACAGCCUCCAAUUAUAGACGAUAUUCACGUGAUUCCAACAUGGCACGUGAACGUAAACCAAAUAUCAUUUUGAUUCUUACUGAUGACCAAGACGUGGAAUUGGGCUCAUUAAAUUUUAUGCCACGCACGUUGCGUAUAUUGCGCGAUGGUGGCGCCGAAUUUCGUCAUGCCUAUACUACCACACCAAUGUGUUGUCCGGCACGUUCGUCACUGCUCACCGGCAUGUAUGUACACAAUCAUAUGGUCUUUACGAACAAUGACAAUUGUUCCAGUCCACAAUGGCAGGCUACGCACGAAACUCGCUCCUUUGCAACAUACCUCUCGAAUGCUGGAUACCGUACCGGUUAUUUCGGAAAGUACCUAAAUAAAUAUAAUGGCUCGUAUAUACCGCCCGGCUGGCGUGAAUGGGGUGGUCUAAUUAUGAACUCCAAAUACUACAAUUAUAGUGUGAAUAUGAAUGGUCAGAAAAUUAAACAUGGUUUCGACUAUGCCAAGGAUUAUUAUCCUGAUCUAAUAGCCAAUGAUUCUAUUGCAUUUUUGCGUACAUCAAAAACCCUAAACCAAAGAAAACCUGUGAUGUUAACAAUGAGUUUUCCUGCACCGCAUGGACCAGAAGACUCAGCACCACAAUAUAGUCACUUAUUUUUCAAUGUUACCACGCAUCAUACUCCCUCAUAUGAUCAUGCACCGAAUCCAGACAAGCAAUGGAUUUUACGCGUAACACAGCCUAUGGAACCGGUACAUAAACGUUUCACCAACAUACUUAUGACAAAACGUUUGCAAACUCUGCAAAGUGUAGAUGUUGCAGUAGAACGUGUUUAUAAUGAAUUAAAAUCUUUAGGAGAAUUGGAUAAUACUUAUAUCAUAUAUACGUCUGACCACGGUUAUCAUUUGGGUCAGUUCGGCCUUAUAAAAGGUAAAAGCUUUCCUUUUGAAUUUGAUGUACGAGUUCCGUUCUUAAUUCGUGGACCUGGAAUACAACCAUCUAGAGUAGUCGAUGAAAUAGUAUUAAAUGUAGACUUGGCCCCCACAUUCUUAGAUAUGGGUGGAUUAACAGCACCCGGCCAUAUGGAUGGACGUAGCAUACUGCCAUUACUUUUAAAUACACAACCUGGUAUCAGCGAACAAUGGCCAGAUACAUUUUUAAUUGAAAGCUCUGGUCGUAGGGAAACACCUGAACAAAUUGCAGAGUCACGUGCACGAUUACAAGCUGAACGCAUAAGUUCGAAGUUAGCGAAUAGCACCUUACUUGAAGAUUUAGCACAAAAUAUUAGUAAUAUAAGUAGUACUACAAUGAAUCCUAAAAUUGAUGUGGUAAGCUUAGAGUCACACGAGGAAGAUGAAUUUGUGGAAAAGGAUACAGAUUCAAAAAUAGAUGAUGGAAAUGAAACAGAUGAUGAUUUUGAUGAUGACUUAGAUGAUGAUGAUGAAGACUUAGACAGUUCGUUAGAUAAUUUAGAGGAAGAACAAGAUGAAGAAAUUAUUGAUGAUGAAACUGAUCAAGAGCAGCAAGAUCAAUUCGAUAAUAAUUUGCCUAUGGCACCAUAUAUGACAAAAAUGAUGCGUCUUAAUUCUGAAUGCUCGAAUCCAGCUCUACUGGAAAACUGUCGACCCGAUCAGAAAUGGAAAUGUGUUAAUGAAGGUGGACGUUGGCGAAAACAUAAAUGCAAAUUUCAUUUACAGUUACAGCAUCACUUAGCGGAAUUAACCAAAUUAUCCAAACCACAAAGGCGUAAUUGUGCUUGCUUCACACCAGAUGGUGUUGUCUACACCAAGAUGAAAACCAAUCGCAAUAUUGUAGAUGGGCAGCGUAUUAGGAAGAGAACUCAUAACUUUUCCAAAUUUACUCGUCGACAUAAACGUGAAACAGAGACACAAAUUUUGGCAGAAGUAUAUCAUACAGAAUUGCCUUAUGAAAUGGAAGAAUUACUAGAUAUACAUAACACCAUUUCUCUGCUGGGAAACCACAUGGAGAAUGAAGCUACUGAAGCUCAGAACCAAGUGCGUCGCAAACGGGAUCUUAGCUCUAAUUUAUUCGAAAUUCCCACUGCACUUGAUACUGGUGGCAAGGGUGUAAACAAUAAGAAUUCAACCAAGAAUGAAGCUAUUUCUAAAAUUAUACAAGAAAUUCAACAUACUUUAGAGUCGCUGGAAUCAAAAUUUAUUGAGCACGAUAUGCAUACUAAAAAUGUGACUACAGUACUAUCUGCAUCUGGGUUUGUCCGUGGCAGCAAAUUUCCAAAAGUUGGUGGACGCGUUGGAACGCGUUGCUUUAUUGAAUCACAAACUGGAAAAGUAAACUGUUCCGAUGUUAUAUAUGACGACGAGAAGACUUGGCGAAAGUCACGCAAUCAAAUUGAUAUGCUAAUCAAAAUGCUUAAAGAGCAAAUAACACACUUAAAGGACAUCAAAAAACAAAUGCGAGAGACCAAACAGCAGCAAUUGCAGCUUGGACGCUUUUGGAAUAAUGAGUUUGCAAAGGCUGAUAAUAAUGCAGCCAGUGCCAAUGCAAAAGAAAAUAUGAAUGUGCACGAGCAUUUUGAUGUUACCGAAGAAGAUUAUUUAGCACGCCAGCACAAGGGGAACCGCAGGCGAGGCGGCAAUGUCAAUAGUAUGCAUACUACUGGUCUCACUGGGAAUGCCAACUCACAUAACUUUAAUAUGCAGCAGCAGCAUUUUAAUAAUAAUCGCAAACAUCAUCGUACACACACUAAUGGACGACGACGUUUUGAUGCUGAUGAGGAACGCGAAUUCGAUAUGAAUUACUUUGCUCAAGGACAACUCCUUACUCAAGUACAAACGGACCAUAAUAAAAUAGCCAAUGAAAAUGUUAGUGAAAUCGGAAAUGAAAAUGUAAACGUUACAGGAAACGGAAGAGGAAAUUUAGAAAAUGCUGCUCAUGGUAGAGGAAAAAAUCAUAAUUUGGGUCGAAAUGGACAAGAGCGUGAACGAAUGCAAGUGCCAAAAACUGCUUUGCCAACAAUAACAACAACAGUAAGAACAACAACAACUUUUGCGGUUAAUACUACAACAACAAUGGCAGCUACAGAAAGCAACAGUUAUGUUAAUGUCGACAGCAACAAUAAUAGCACUCUUAUAGCUAAAAAUAAAAACCUGGAUGAGAUACAUAACAUUACGCUGGACAAAACAACCAUGGAAACAAUUGAAUUUACAACGACAGUAGCAAUUGCUGCCAAUAAUGACAGUUUAACAACAACAACUGAACAUAUUUCCACACCUAUUCGCCAUUCUACAACAACAAAGCGCACAAGAAUUGAAACUACAACAAGCAAUAUUAAAGAUAUUAAUAAAGAAAAUUUCAAUGGUAUUGGUUUGGCACCACCCAGUGAUCCGUUCCAACAACAAAAACCUCAAUAUUCCGGAACUGCGGAAUGUUAUUGUGAACCAGAAAUAGAAAGUUACGCUGAUUCCAAGGAAAUUGCAAGAGAAGCUCGACGUAAGCUUAAGGAAGAACGACAACGUAAGAAAGAACGUAAACGGAUUAAGAAGGCCCGUUUAGAAAAGGAAUGUCUAUCGGAGAAAAUGAAUUGUUUCUCUCAUGAUAAUACACAUUGGCGAACAGCACCUCUCUGGAACGAUAGUCCAUUCUGUUUUUGUAUGAAUGCUAAUAAUAAUACAUAUUCAUGCUUGCGUACAAUUAAUGCGACGCAUAAUUAUUUAUAUUGUGAAUUCACAACGGGUCUCAUUACAUUUUAUGAUCUAAAAAUUGAUCCAUUUGAAACUAUUAAUAGUGCAUCCUCACUAACCAUGGAAGAGAAAGCUUUUAUGCAUGAUGAAUUGGAAAAAUUAAGAACUUGCCGUGGAAAAUCUUGUACACUUAAACGCCAAAAUAAUCUUAGCCUUGCCACUAAUGUUACAAAUGUAUUACACCGUAAUUCUAAACGGAGAUAUAGUAGUGCAAUUUCACCUAGCUUUGUAUCAAGUCAAAUGGAUUAUGAUGGUGCGCAUUCGAAAAGAAGGAAACUAUCGAAAUGGUCAAGCAAUACAAAUCUAAAACGUAAACCCUGGAAACAAAAAUAUAAUCAUCAACAACACUACCGUUAUCAGCAAUUCAGACAUCACAAUCAAAAUAAUGAUGACGUUUAUAAUAAUCAUUUUGAUAAUAAAAUAGUAACAUUACGUCGUAAUCGAUUUCACGAACAAAUAAACAAUGAACAACAACCACAAACCUUUCAACAAAUCUUCCCUGUCAACACUUCUAUAAAUUCCACAACAUCUCAAUCUCAACGUACUCAAAAUAUCGGAAACAGAAAACGUUCAAAUCUACAACAGCAGCAUAAACAACGGAAUGAAGACAUGAGUCAAACAACUAUAUCCAGUACAGCUGGAGUUAUGACUACAGCUAAAACUAAUAGUUAAAUAUUAGCAUUUUAAAUUAUUUUAUGAAAUAUCUUAGAAACUUAACAUUUACUCUGUAGAAUGCACAUAUCUUUAGCAUAUCUUAACGAAAACUUAUGUUCUCUUGCUCAUUUAUGUAUAAUUGAGAAAUUGUCUUCAUAACUAAAAUUGAAAGUUGUAAAGAAUAGUUCACUCUUAUCCCAGUGUUGUAUGUUUACAUCUGUGUAACUGUGGUCUUGCUAUUUUCAUCUAAAAAAAAAUCUUCGAAGUAUAUACUUAUAAUUAUAAGUAUGCUAAUUCUAAGGUACUUUUGUACAAACAAUUCUG